Messenger RNA from Chlorocebus sabaeus (green monkey), 1954 nucleotides. The record is from RefSeq and is a predicted model, not a curated record. NCBI's taxonomy places the organism in Eukaryota, Metazoa, Chordata, Mammalia, Primates, Cercopithecidae.
AGGCAAGAUGGUGUCCAGCGGUGCGGAGUUAGGGAGUUUAUUUGACCACCACGUCCAGAGGGCGGUGUGCGACACGCGGGCCAAAUAUCGGGAGGGACGACGGCCUCGUGCUGUCAAGGUAAAGUGAUUUUUGGUUUCAUUCGCUCUCCUCGGUAGCUUUUUGUGCGCGCUAGCGCCAUAUGGCUAACCUACGGAAAUAAAGGCACGACAAGGCUUCCGUCAGAUCUGUCGCUCGUUAGAGCUGGCGUGAAGAACCCUGGGCCAGGUACCAAAAAUUCUCACGACCCUUUUGGUCAACUAUUAGAACAUCAACUCCACGAGAAUAGGGCUUGGUUUUAGUCAUUGGAUCUUCAGUGUUUACAGUACUACUUGGCACAGGUAUAUACAAUCAAUUUGGAAUCUCAGUACUUAUUAAUACAAGGAGUUCCUGCUGUGGGAGUCAUGAAGGAAUUAGUUGAGCGAUUCGCUUUAUAUGGUGCAAUUGAACAGUACAAUGCUCUAGAUGAAUACCCAGCAGAAGACUUUACUGAAGUUUAUCUUAUUAAAUUUAUGAACUUACAAAGUGCAAGGACAGCCAAGAGAAAAAUGGAUGAACAGAGUUUCUUCGGUGGAUUGCUUCAUGUGUGCUAUGCGCCAGAAUUUGAAACAGUUGAAGAAACUAGAAAAAAACUACAAGUACGGAAGGCAUAUGUAGUAAAAACUACUGAAAAUAAAGACCAUUACAUGACAAAGAAGAAAUUGGUUACAGAGCAUAAAGACAGAGAGGAUUUUAGACAAGACUUCCACUCAGAGAUGUCUGGAUUUUGUAAAGCUGCUUUGAACACUUCUGCAGGGAACUCAAAUCCUUAUCUUCCGUAUUCCUGUGAAUUGCCUUUAUGUUAUUUCUCCUCAAAAUGUAUGUGUUCAUCCGGCGGACAUGUGGACAGAGCAUCAAACUCCUCUAAGGAUGGUAGAAAUCAUCAUAAAACAAUAGGGCAUUAUAACCACAAUGACUCUUUGCAGAAAACACAGAUAAACACUUUUAAGAACUCAGUGGCCUACCCUGGUGCGCAAAAGGCUAUUACGUCUUCAGAGGCAGUUGACAGAUUUAUGCCUAGGACAACACAACUGCAGGAGCGCAAAAGAAGAAGAGAAGAUGAUCGUAAACUUGGAACUUUUCUUGAAACAAACUCAGGUAGUAAUGAGGUUAUGAUUGGACCUCUGUUACCAGACAUGUCUAAAGUGGAUAUGCACGAUGACUCAUUGAAUACGACUGCGAAUUUAAUUCGGAAUAAACUUAAAGAGGUAAUUUCAUCUGUGCCAAAGCGUCCGGAGGACAAGCCGGAAGAUGUACAUACAAGUCAUCCAUUAAAACAAAGAAGAAGAAUAUAGAGUGCCAGCAGCAAAUUAGUACUUCCUGAAAAGAACAUUUAUUAUUUAUUUUUAGUCUGUCAUUUUAAUUCUUCUAGAGAUUUUACUGCUGGUAUUUUUUAAUGCACUCCUCUUUAUAAUUUCAUUCAAGCUAUUUAUCUAAAGUCAUUUCUUUUUUUUUGGGGGGAGAUGGAGUCUUGCUCUUUUGCCCAGGCUGGAAUGCAAUGGCAUGAUCUCAGCUUGCCGCAACCUCCACCUCCCGGGUCCAAGCAAUUCUCCUGCCUCAGCCUCUCCUGAGUAGCUGGGAUUACAGGCGUACACCACCAUUCCUGGCCAAGUUUUGUGCUUUUUUAGUAGAGAUGGGGUUUCACCAUAUUGGUCAGGCUGGUCUCAAACUCCUGACCUCGUGAUCCUCCCACCUCGGCCUCCCAAAGUGCUGGGAUUACAGGCAUGAGCCACCAUGCCUGGCCCAUUUCUUUUUUUUCCGACCCAUACUUAAUGUUGCAGAAACUACUCUUGUCAUAACAUUACCUCUCAUGUACAGUAAUUAUAUGUAAAUUAAUUGAAGCAAAUAUGGAAACUACAAUAAAGAUAGGCAACCAGC